AUGCCUUCGCCGGAUAUCUUGGGCGUUCAGGCUUUCGAGACUGGACCAUCACUACAGGAAUGGUGGGAAUGGACGCUUGUUGCCGUCAUCAGUGCCAGUGGGCUUGUAGGAGUUGUUGCUUUCCUUUGGUACUCAUACCGUUCCCUACGGACAUUGUUGAAGGGUGACGACAACGAUCACAGCUUACCACGAUCGGUACAAGAACGAAUCCACCUAUUGUCAAACAGUUCGAGCGUCGUCCGCAAAACCCAUACCCUCCCCACAAAGCCGUCGACGUUUGGCGUAUAUCUGGGCCUCCUGAGCAAUCCAGUUACACACGAUGAAGCGCAAACACUUUCACAAUGGGACAUUGUAGUGUUGGAUUAUUGCGAGCCUGGAGUCUUGGAGGCUGUUGGCGACGAUAGCAUUCCAAUGGGGCCUCACAUCAUCGCACGACUCGAUUUGGCCCAGAUAAUCACAUUCGCGACAACGGAUAGUGAACUGGACAUGUCGCGAGCGGUGUAUGUUCUGUCGUGGACUAUUCAGCGUACCUUGCGACAACCGGACCAGAGCAGAUACUUCACAGGCGUUCUUGUCUCUGGCUGGCGAGACCGUAUGUCGGUGCCUCUAGUCAACGGCUUGACGAAGCUCCUCAUUGCCUACGGUCUGGAUGUCUACUUGGAGAUUGAGGCUCCAGACUUCCUAGACGGUGUCCAGAAACUCGAUGUCGCAUUGUUCGCUGGCUUCAUCGUCCGCAAUGGGACGAUCAAGUCGAAUGGAGAGCGCCGAGACUUCUUCGAAAUGGACAAAAUGAAGACUACAACCAAAUCUUUUGUUUCCCAAGCCUGUCAAAGGUCGUUCGUAACGAUGAUGUGGGAUACGAUCGAAGACGAUGUCGAACUCUCGCACGCUGUGGUCAGAAGAGCACAUAUGUGGUGUAGCUACCACGGCGCCAUCCCAUAUUUUCCGCGUCAACGGGCUCUAUCGAACAUCGACGAGAUUGUUCCUUGUCAUGAGCCCUUGGCUGCUUUCCAGUGGCUCAAGCAACGAAGAGUCAUGGAAGUCCACGAGCGAUAUCGUAUGGCGCGAACACUUGCUCCCGGUUUCUCAAGUAUCAUCGACGAUUACCUCCCUUUACAACACAUCUUUCCCCGCCUUGCCGAUACGCUCGCCGGCCUCGACGCAACCGACUCCUCCGACGACAGCGACGACGAUGCGUCGAGCACAUGUACCGACACUGUGCACUACCCCGAGAUCGACGAGAACGGAGCAAUGCUUGCACGAACACCUACAUCACCCGCAUCUUCUGGUCUAGAAUGGACACUGGCAAGGGAGAAGCAUAGCAGCGACCCACUGUCUUGCUCAUCCAAUGGGUCGCCAUAUGGCUCAUUGGGAUGCUUUCCGAUUGGAUUGGACGCGUCAAUGACGGACUUUUCGCGUGUCAUUGACUCACAACGGCGUCUACGGGAUCUGAAGCUGCUCAGCCGACUCUCAACCUUACAACUACAUUCUGUCGCUAGGAUUCUUCGCGACUACUGCCACAGCAGCAGCCACUUCCUAGACUUGCUUCCAACGUCAAGAGAUGCCAUCUCUAAGCUUGUAGACGCACUAGCUCGUACAAAUGACGACGCGGAGGACAACUACCAACUACAAGUAUACUCUGCGCUCGACUCUGGGUUCCACACGCCGGGUGGUGCUCAGUUUUGGGCCGUCUGUGAACUAGAGCAGAGGACCCAAUCGGUCAUCAUGUACAUCUCCAAGUCGGUUCAGGAUCUCAACGCUGUUCUGCUUCAUACGCACUUGAGCAGGCUAGGCUUCUCCAGAUACCAGUGCUUCUUAGCAGAAUAUGGCUUGACGGAGUUCAUGGCUGGGUCCUUCUCGCCUGAACGACUACCCGAGAGGCUACAGCAAGACCUAGAGCUUCUGUCGUCGACUGAUCUACUCCUGUAUCUGCAACACAUGCAAUAUUCGGAAUGGGAUGAGGACUGCUCGUUGCUCUCAUCCAUACGUAAACGUUGCGAAGAGUUACUGAUUGAUGUGCCUACGUACCAUCAGUUCAAGAAGCUCAGCAACGUGGACUACAUCAAUGGUAGCAUCACUGAUGAACAGCUAGUCAACGCGAAGCUCAAAUGGUACCGGCUCUCACAUCUACCCACGCUUGAUGGACGUGAUGCCCUAGAAUUGUUCCGGGAAGUGGCAAGGGUGCUUGAUGAUAUAUUAUGGUCACGAGACCAUGAGAAGCUAGACAUCAUCACUUCCGCUGUCAACAAUAUUACCAGCAGGGGAUCCUUAGAUUCGACGGCUGACUUCGUGCUUUUCUGUGUCUUCUGCGCGGCAAGGAAAGCCGGGUUUGAGGAAGUGUACAUCGAGGUGUCGGAUCGGAAUCCCCUGUUCAACCAAUACUCAGAUCAAAGCGCAGCUUUUGCAGAGCUAUUCGCGCUAGGAUCAAGAUGCGAGGCGUACUUUGACAUCAAGCCCAGCGAUAUCGGUAUACUACUAUCGGAGAAGCAUAGGAACUACUACAACCAGGAAGAACACCAACCUCCGAUGUGGAUCUUCAACGCACCAUCGUUUGCUUCUGCUUACGCUGCAGCCCAGACCGACAUCGACCCCGAGCAAAAGCCAUCCGUCAUGCCUGCAUAUCGCCGCUUCACCUUCCUCAGUGUCUUUGCGAUUCCAGCAUUAGUUGACAUCAUCCUACUAUCUACGACUGGCCAUGGUCUGUAUCUGAGUGUGCAUAUGAAAGAGGACCAACUAUACUAUGCUACACUGGCAUUGAUGUGCUCAUUGCUCCUCUCUGGCGCGAUUGGAACCUGGAUAUCCAUCGGAGGCACCUACUACCUCAUCUCAAUGGCAUUCUCAGCCGCCAAUAUGUUCGUACUCACCCGUCUGGUUGGUGGUCUAGCAUUCACUCUUGCUGGCUGUCUUCUUGGCUUUGUCAUCAUCUCAGCUGUCGUGGGUCCAGGCCUUGGGGCGGUGUUCGUCUUCUACCUUUUCGGCCUCACAACAUACCUCACCGUGCUUGCUGUCCUCUCCACAUAUCAGGUUCCCGGGUCCAGUUUCCUCAAUGGUCGCAAAGUCAUCAUCAUGGUAGUCCCGACAUUAGUGAUAUCCCCUCUGUUGACCAUUUUUAUUCAGGACUACGACAUCUACAUCUAUCCAGGAGUUCUCUACAUAUUCAUUACCUUGCUGAUCCUCGGUACUCGGCACGUUGCGACGCAAUGGGUGACCUGGUAUCACAACAUCAAGACGCUUAACGAUGCUGACAUCAAGGAUUGGUAUGUGAAGCGGUCAGACAAGGAGCAGCGUGUCACAAGCGGUAUGCAUCCUAAAGGUAAUGCCACACCUAACGCUUCAGCCGCACAUGCUAAUCGGACUUCUGCAGAUCAAUCGAGCAAAGGUCCUCAUACCGCAUCCAAAGUUCUCGACUUGAACGCGCCUUCUUCAAAGACAUCGAUUAGUGCCAAAGACUUGUUCUACGGCAUGAGUGAGCCCGCAAUCUUAGCUCUUUGCCGCACCGCGCUACACAGCGCAGUUUUGAAGGAGAACGGACGCCGAUUAUGGCAGAAGCCUACGAAUGAUACCUUCGUCAGACAACUCGCAGGUUGCUGGGACUCUACGCUGUUUUUACUGGACUGGUAUGCACGCAUUACCGACACCAAACGACCGAUUCCAUACAGCUCAACCUGGAAUCUUGAAACGCAGGUGGCGCUUGAAAGCAUGCAGCAGUCGCAAAAAGGUAUUCGCCUUCACAACUCCUUCAUCCAUUGGAGGACCGCUGGAGACGAGAUCUACUGUGGUAUACUCUACUUCCUCGUCGCACUCAUGGAUCGAUGGCUCGAUCUUGUACGCGGCGGCGACCAACUAGUCGGAUUCAUUCCAUCCAUGGACAACGACACACUUCGCCUCUCAGUCGGCUUCGGUCUUGCGUACUACCUCAUUGGAGCUGUACUACUUGACUAUAAAGCUCAACACUUACACACCAUGUCUGAGCAAAUGUCUCCAGUCUCGAUUAAGGACGCACACCAGAUCGACAAAGCCAAAUCCAACGAUCUGAAAUUCAGGCGACACUUGUACCUGAGCACCUUAUGCCGAUUUAUCGGUGUCCAUGUUUGGGCCCUGGCGAUAUGUGCUGCACUGAUCUGGAUUUUCAAUGGCUCCUCAGUCGGUCUCAUCAUAUUCCUGGCUUACGUUGGCGCAUAUACUGGUCUACUCCUCUACCAGUACAACAAGAUUUUCUCCGGCCCACAUGCACUAAUGCCGCUCCUGGCAGCAGUCAUUCUCGGCUUGGUAACUGGCAACAUACUUAUCACGGUCUUACCAGGUUUCAUGUACAACAAGAUCAUUGCACUUGCUGUCUCAACCUGGACGGCAGCUCUUCUCUCGUUCCGGACUGCCAAGCUAGGCAUGCCUGAUUUGCUCCACGUGCGCACCUGGAUGUCGAACCUACUACCAGAUACCGCGCAGAACAAGGAACCCACAAACUCGACCGAGAUGUCUAGCUUGAGCUGCGUCGCGUCUCGAACUGAAGAUCGUUCAGCCAUCGACGAGCGAUAUCGCGCCUACAGCGGCACUGGUGGUGAUGCGGAGUUCAGUCAAAGUGAGCUCCACGCGUACUGCAGCAAGCUGCGGGCUGCACCCAAGGAGAACAGGUUUCGCGUGUAUCCCAAUGGUCAGCCUGGUGACCAGAUCUGCGCUAUCCUACUAUCAUGCACCCACGAAAACCUCUCUAGGCUUGCCAUGCAAGCAUUCCCAACUAUGCCUUUUCUAAUCCAGCGGAUUGUUCUGGCGUGGAAGAACGAGUCUAUCAAAGUCUUCAUUGUUCCUAUGCAGGCUGUGGCUGGGGUUGAUUGCGACCUACGGGCGAUCUCGCAUUACACAGGCGGACGUCUCACGCUUUACAUCGCUUCGGACGCGAAAGGAUCUGGCUCAAAGCAGAUGAAUGUGAGCAGCAAUAGUGCAAUAAUUGCCGAGACCCUGCUACACGCUUGUUCAGAGACCAUGUUUGGCAUGCCGCACUACCAGGCUGAGAUUACAGAAUCAAUGCUUGCCUGCCGGGAAAGCGACUGUGGUUUUUACGCCAUAUCAGAAUGCAGCAAGCGGUCGAUGCCGGAGCUUAUCGUGGGACCGAAAGCCCUGAGCUUUGAAACUGCGCUUCGCAAAGAACUCCUGCGAAAUUUGUGCCUAGGUUUCGAUUGCGAAACUCAAUGGGACGAUCUUCCGCUCGAGAUUCGGCGCCUCUUCCUCCGACGAUGCGUUGGCAUCCGCGCACCUUACACGAACACAGAAAUGGCCUGGAUCAACGCCAACGUUCCCGCGGAAAGCUCUUGUACAAUCUUGUCGUGCAUCGCGCGAUAUGACCUCGGCGCAUAUUUGGCGGUUGUCAAGAAUAGCUUCUUCAAGAAUCGAGGUGAUCACGCUCUCACCGAGAAAGAGUACCGUCAAAUGACUGCGGACAUCCAGCAGGCGUAUCAUCCUGUCUUGAAUCACUCCGCUGUUUCGAUUCUCAGCAUCUUUACCGAAUACGUCCGUCUACCGAUCGCCUAUGUCUACCACUCUGCUGGAACCUGGGUCAAGUUCUUCUUCCUCGCGUGUAUGGCCGACCCCGAAUACCAGCGUGAGUUGAACGGGGCCUUGAUGCACACACCACGUCCUAUGGCAGCGUCCGCCACCUUUGUUCUAACGGGCUUAUGGAUAUACAGUCGGGUUGCGAUGUCCGUCGCUUUACCAUUCUUCCUGUACCAUCGCCGCAAAGACAUCGCAGGUCUUGCUGGGACAGUGAAGGGUAGUUUGAUCGUCCAGAAGAAGAACCGCUUGAUCAUUCGAAGCUAUGGAGAUACUGAGACAGCGUUCAUUCAUCCUAUCAAAGCCAGCGGAGUCAAAUUGAUGUUCUAUUCGGGUGACCUGGAACAAGAGCCUACUUGGGGCCAUCUCCGGGUUACAUACUAUGACGAAGAGAUGCGCAUCACGUUGCGUGAAGAAUACAAGAAUGGCGCGGUCAUCAAUGAGUACCUCUACGAGUAUGCCUUGAAGCAACCCCAACGCAAGACAAAGAUCUCAAAGGUCAAGAGGAGCAGGGUGCCUCUAAGCAGAACCUGCCGCAGCGGCCAGGAUGAAGGUGCCAAGGUUGUCUAUAACCGGAAGGGCCACAUCGAGUCGGGAAGCUAUAUCAGCCAUGACAACCUGGUUCGCUUCAAAUAUCAUUAUCGCAAGAACGCCAAGUACGACGACGAGCUUCUUCGCGCCGAAUUCGUGCUGCCGCAUAUGUCAGCCAACGUCAGUUGGUGUGCACCUCCUGUUCGCCAUGCCGAGAAGAUGGAGCGCUGGAUACCUACUCCUCGCGUUCACGAAGCGACAUUCGUCCAAGGAGCCGACGUAUAUGAAUGCUCAUGGCUCUAUGAUCACAAGUUCCAUCCAACCAUCACCACGAAGCUCAACGGCGCCCCAGUCGACACCCCGGAUAUGAUUCGUCAUGAUUGGCUUGGCGUACUAAAGAAGCCAACUCGAUGCACUUUCGCCGACGAGAAUCCCCUGCUGGCCUUCAAGUCCCCAUCCUCCAGCUUUUUCAGUCGGAUAUUGCGAACAAACAUCAAGCAGCAAGAGAUUUCCACAUCCAGAGCUCGGUCUCAACUCUGGAAAGCUUGGAAGAAGCGGAACGAUCUAGAUGGUGUUGUCAUUCGGUGGGUAGAUGAAGAGUUGAUCCGCAGAGAAGCUCUCCUCCGCCCAUAUUGGAGACGCAGAGAUCGUGGCAGUCUCGUAAAGGCUGAAGACUAUCUGGCGCUGCAUGCCGACGCCAUCAUGGCCAGCUCAGACCUCACAAGCGAUAUCAGCGCAUGGACGCCACUUGCAAUUCGUAUGAGUGAUUUGUUCAGCUUUGGUCAGGGUGGGGAUGCCGUUAUCUUCACAAGAACCAAAGCACUACAACGCGACACUGACCGCAACCUACAUGUCAUCGCUGUCGAUACUGGUACUUGGCCAAAUGAAGGCGGUGGUGUCUCGGCGUGCCGUCGAGAUCUCAUCAACAACUUGCGCACCAUCAAAUGGCACAUGGUCGUCGAAUCGGCUAACGACUUUGGCUUGCCGAAGCACCAAACCGAAGAGAACGUUGAGUCACUCAAGGUGAUACCACUGUGGGGACUGGACUUCAUGCAUCCAAACCAUGGGAUGUUCACCAACAAGCUGGACAGUGAGGUCGACCAUCUGGUCAAAGCAGCAACCAUAUCCGACAUCGAGACGAACUUCAUUCCAACCUUGACUGCCCUCGUUCGCGGCGCUCGAGCUACCACAAUGACGUCAGCAGAUGUCAAGCAAGCGACGCGUGCUUUGGUCAACCUGAACACAUACUUCCAGGACUCGCGCCACUGGAAAGAGGUCUGGACAAGCGAUGUGGUCAAAGAUACAUGGAGGAGACUGUGGCUCGAUGAAGACAUGCCGAACGCGCAACCGCCCUCAGAAUGGUUCCGUACUGAACUUCCAACGCUCAAUCACUUCGAUACGGCGCUAGAGCUGUGGUUCCGAUGCAAGUAA
This is a messenger RNA of Alternaria metachromatica, 7506 nucleotides long. RefSeq lists its product as uncharacterized. The transcript is spliced from 3 exons. The record is from RefSeq and is a predicted model, not a curated record. Lineage: Eukaryota; Fungi; Ascomycota; Dothideomycetes; Pleosporales; Pleosporaceae. The coding region runs from base 1 to 7506 and encodes 2501 amino acids. Gene Ontology annotation, molecular function: glycosyltransferase activity.